AUGGAACGGACCUCAACUUACGAUUCCCUGCUCGGGACCUGGAGUAUUAUGGCGUCUGAUGGAGAAACUCCGACAGGCGUGGUCUUGGAUCGGUUCUUGUUACAUGCAUCUAGGUUGUAUGGAAGCGUGGAGAGCGUUCUCUGUGCUGGGGCAGCCAUUGGUUUAUGCUGGGCAGCGUGGCGGUACUACGAGCGCACCGUGUGCCUGCGCAGCUACGGUCGUGACAUGACCGCCUGCAGCAAACAGGCAGUCAGCCCGGUGGUCGGCCGCGACAGCGAGAUAGACCGUGUCAUCUCCAUCCUCUGCCGCAAGACCAAGAACUGUGCCGCGCUGGUCGGUGCUGCAGGAGUAGGCAAGACAGCCAUCGCCGAGGGCCUUGCACAGCGCAUCGCUGCCGGGAAGGUCCCUGCAGCACUUGCCGGGGCUCGCGUUGUGGAUGUUGAUCUCGGGGCGAUGGUGGCCGGGACCAUGUUCCGUGGCAUGUUCGAGGAACGCUUGAAAGGCGUGAUAAAGAAGGCGGAGGAUUCAGGUGGCAAGAUAGUUCUAUUCAUCGACGAGAUGCACACGCUUCUCGGCGCCGGUGCAGUGAGGGGGGGAUGCCAGGAUGCUGCCAAUAUGCUGAAGCCGGCGUUGGCCCGUGGUCGCAUCCGCUGUGUGGGUGCGACGACUUUUGAUGAUUACCGUAAGUACAUUGAGAAGGAUGCCGCACUCGAGCGGCGGUUCCAGAAGGUGCACGUUGAGGAGCCUAGCGCGCAGGCCACCAUUGCCAUGCUGCGGGCGCUAAAGCAGCAGUAUGAACAGCACCAUGGCUUAGAAAUCCAAGAUGCCGCUCUUGUUGCUGCCGUACAGCUCGCUGGCCGCUACAUCACCGGUCGUCAAUUUCCUGAUAAGGCAAUUGACCUGAUUGAUGAGGCUUGUGCCACAGCAACCAAAACAAUGAUGCGAGUUGGCGACCAAAAAGAGAAUGUUAACACUGUGCAGUGUAGCUCUAAAAAUGCAGUGAAGGAGGCAAUUGUUUGCCCUAAUCAUGUAGCUCAAGUUGUGAGCCAGUGGACUGGAAUUCCUGUCACUGCACUUGACCAAGAGGAGAAGGAUAGACUAAUUCACCUAGCGAGCAGACUGCGGGAGCGAGUUGUUGGCCAGGAUGAGGCUGUAAAUCUGGUUGCACAAGCAGUGUUACGUUCCAGAGCCGGCUUUGAUCAGCCUGGACAACCCAUAGGCUCUUUUCUCUUCUUAGGCUUGUCUGGUGUUGGAAAGACAGAGCUUGCAAAAGCUCUUGCUGUGCAGCUAUUUGACAGCGAGAAGAUGUUAGUUCGCUUUGACAUGUCUGAAUAUGUUGACAGGGGAUCUGUGCUGCGUCUCAUCGGAGCACCUCCAAGCUAUGAAGGCCAUGAAGACGGUGGACAAUUGACGNAGAAAAUCAGGAGACGUCCAUACAGUGUUAUCCUUUUUGAUGAGGUGGAGAAGGCAGAUCCAUCGGUGUUGAACCUCUUUAUUCAACUUCUGGAUGAUGCCGUGUUGACAGAUGGGAAAGGCCGGACCGUAGAUUUCAAGAACACCAUCAUCAUUAUGACCUCAAAUCUAGGAGCGGAGCACCUAACAGCAGGAAUGGCUGGAAAAAUCACAAUGGAAGCUGCACGCGACCUUGUGAUGCAUCAGGUCCAGAAACACUUCAAACCUGAGCUUCGCAACAGAAUGAGUGAGAUUGUUAUAUUUGAGCCACUUUCGCUCGACAAACUGAAGGAGAUUGUGAAAAUUCAGAUGGAGAGCAUUGUCGCCAGCGUAGCUAGCAAGGGCAUCUCUCUAUCUGCGAGCGAUGCCGCUCUGGACGUGGUUUUGUCGGAAUCAUACAACCCAAUGUAUGGCGCAAGGCCUGUAAAGAGGUGGUUGCUGAAGAAUGUGAUGACUGAUCUCUCCGAGAUGCUGGUCAAUGGACAAAUUAGUGAAGGCUCGUCAAUCUCCAUUGAUGCUGCCAAUGAGAAGACGCUCAAGUUUGAAGUGUUGAAGGUGUCAGAUCCGCGACCCAAGAGUCUGACGGUCAAACUCCCUGGUAACUGCGAGACUGUGUAG
Molecule: messenger RNA, 2070 nt
Organism: Triticum turgidum subsp. durum (durum wheat)
Lineage: Eukaryota; Viridiplantae; Streptophyta; Magnoliopsida; Poales; Poaceae
Source: the annotation of a GenBank genome assembly